AUGGGCGCCUAUCUCUAUGGGCGGCUAUCUCUAGGGGCGGCUAUCUCUAUGGGCGUCUAUCUCAAGGGGCGCCUAUCUCUAGGGGUGCCUAUCUCUAUGGGCGCCUAUCUCUAUGGGCGCCUAUCUCUAUGGGCGCCUAUCUCUAUGGGCGCCUAUCUCUAUGGGCGCCUAUCUCUAGGGGUGCCUAUCUCCGGGCACCUAUCUCUAUGGGUGCCUAUCUCUAUGGGCGCCUAUCUCUAUGGGCGCCUAUCUCUAGGGGCGCCUAUCUCUAUGGGCGCCUAUCUCUAUGGGCGCCUAUCUCUAGGGGCGCCUAUCUCUAGUGGCGCCUAUCUCUAUGGGCGCCUAUCUCUAUGGGCGCCUAUCUCUAUGGGCGCCUAUCUCUAUAGGCGCCUAUCUCUAUGGGCGCCUAUCUCUAUGAGCGCCUAUCUCUAUGUGCGCCUAUCUCUAUGGGCGCCUAUCUCUAUGGGCGCCUAUCUCUAUGGGCGCCUAUCUCUAGGGGUGCCUAUCUCCGGGCGCCUAUCUCUAGGGGUGCCUAUCUCUAUGGGCGCCUAUCUCUAUGGGCGCCUAUCUCUAGGGGCGCCUAUCUCUAGGGGUGCCUAUCUCUAUGGGUGCCAAUCUCUAUGGGCGCCUAUCUCUAUGGGCGCCUAUCUCUAUGGGCGCCUAUCUCUAUGGGUGCCUAUCUCUUUGGGCGCCUAUCUCUAUGGGCGCCUAUCUCUAGGGGCGCCUAUCUCUAGGGGCGCCUAUCUCUAUGGGCGCCUAUCUCUAUGGGCGCCUAUCUCUAUGGGCGCCUAUCUCUAUGGGCGCCUACCUCUAUGGGCGCCUAUCUCUUUGGGCGCCUAUCUCUAUUGGCGCCUAUCUCUAGGGGUGCCUAUCUCUAUGGGCGCCUAUCUCUAUGGGCGCCUAUCUUUAGUGGCGCCUAUCUCUAGGGGUGCCUAUCUCUAG
This is a messenger RNA of Closterium sp. NIES-65, 942 nucleotides long. NCBI's taxonomy places the organism in Eukaryota, Viridiplantae, Streptophyta, Zygnematophyceae, Desmidiales, Closteriaceae. The record is from the annotation of a GenBank genome assembly.